AUGAGCUCGACACCGUCCAAUCUGGGCAAGUCCCUCUCAGCAUCGACUUCCCAUUCGCCUUCAGUCCAACCCGGCCCCGUCACUACGAGCUUCGAAUCCAACCGUCGACCUUCUCAAGCCAGUCCCUCGUUUCCUCACGCUACCCCACGGAAGAACCAGGGCUCCCGAAAACAACACAAGAUGCAGCGGCGACCGGGGCUGGGAGAUAUCAGACAACAUUCGAAUCCGGACGACGACGACGCCAUGGCCGAGGCCAGGGCUCUGCGAAACGCCUCCAGCCGACGAGGUCAAACCUCCAUCACACACCUGCUCAACUACAGCUUGCCACCACGAGCUUACGCCGACCAUAGCUCGUACGCCAGAAACUACAGGCGAAAUCCGACGUGGGGCCCCGGCUCAGGCCACCACGCUGUGGACAAGGCGAGAUACGUGCAUGCGAAUUACAGAUUCGUUGUGUCGCCGGAAGGCAAUUACGCCAGCCAAGCAGCCGAUGCCGAUGUGCACAUCGACUGGAACAACGUUUUACAGAUUCUGGCUUCGUCGGAAUCGCAGGGCGCCAGCUGUCCGAUCUGCCUAUCGGAGCCGGUGGCGCCGAGGAUGGCAAAGUGCGGACACAUCUUUUGCCUGCCCUGUCUGAUCCGGUUCAUGAACUCGACAGACGACGACUCGAAGCCUGGAAAGGGCGCCAGAUGGAAGAAGUGCCCCCUCUGCGAAGACAGCGUCUACCUACACGAGACACGGCCCGUGCGGUUCUAUGCGGGACAGGAGAGCCCCUUGCCGCGUGUUGGAGACGACGUGGUGCUCCGAUUGAUGGCCCGAACAGCCAAGUCGACCCUCGCGCUGCCGUGGGAGAACGGCUCGGAUGCCCUCAAUGUGGCGGAUGAUGUACCUUGGCAUUUUGCAGCCAAUGUUUUGGAUUAUGCCAGGAUCAUGAAGGGAACCGGAGACUACAUGGCGGAACAGUACAACGAAGAGAUCGAGGCGCUGCAGAAGCAGGGGACCGAAGACCAGCUGCUGUACCACGAGGAUGACGAAUGGACCCAGAAGGCCAUACGGGCCAUCAACGCGGCCAAGGAGAAGGUCCAAGAUCUCGGCAAGACCGACUCGAUGCUGCCGAACAAGAAGCCGGGCCAGAGCAAAACUGUCCAGCCCGACUUUUACUUCUACUCGUCACAGCCACAUCUGUACCUGUCGGCGCUCGACAUCAGAAUCCUCAAGACCAAGUACGGCGACUUUUCGGCGUUCCCAACGACGUUGUUGCCCCGGGUUGAGCACAUAUCGACCGGCCAUGUGUUGGACGAAGUGCAGCGGAAGCGAGCCAAGUACUUGGGGCAUCUUCCUUACGGAUGCCGCAUUAGCUUCCUUGAAUGUGACUGGACGGACAUCGUACCGGCUGAUGUUCUCGACAAAUUCGCCGACGAGAUUGGCCGGCGCAGGAAGCGGAAUCGCGAUAAGGCCGUACAGGAGGAACGCGAGAGGCUUCAAUCCGAAAGGAUUGAGGCUGCCCAAUUCAAGAGCACCGCCGCCAUGAGACGCGAGUACGGACCCAUCGAGGAGGAGCAGGUCCCUGCGUUGAACCUGGAGGAAUUCCAGCCACUUGCAAGCCAUGCCGGCGCUACGCCGCCAGACCCCCGUCCAGGCUUCGAGCACUUAGCCUCCAUCUCGACCAGCCCCUCCACGCAGAAGACUGUGUGGGGCACGCAUGUCGUGCAUGGAUCGCCAGAGCUUGCUCCAGCCUCGCUCCGUCAAGUUGACGAUGGGUGGUUAAAGGAGGAGGAUUUCAUCGAUGCCGCCGAGCUGUCUUUCCAGAUGGAGGCGCUUGGCGUGAUGGAGCCAGGACCUUCGAGCAGUAGCACUCCUGUGGCAGCAGGUGCUGGCGGCGGCGGCGGCGGUAUUGGUGGAGGCGGCAAGGGGAAGAAGAAGAAGCAGAAGAUCACGCUCAUGAGCACCGGCGGACGUAGACAGGGCUAG
Molecule: messenger RNA, 1971 nt
Organism: Colletotrichum higginsianum IMI 349063
Lineage: Eukaryota; Fungi; Ascomycota; Sordariomycetes; Glomerellales; Glomerellaceae
Product: Ring-15 protein
Exons: 1
Coding region: 1-1971 (656 amino acids)
Biological process (GO): positive regulation of transcription by RNA polymerase II
Molecular function (GO): transcription cis-regulatory region binding; metal ion binding
Source: RefSeq, a predicted model, not a curated record